CACUUGGACCCAACCACCUCGAAGGAUGGCGGUGCGGCGCGAUCCGCAUGUUGUGUACGAAGGAGACAUCAUUUACCUCUCCAUCCACGGCGAAGGAACGAUACACUCAGACGGCUUUGUGGACGAAGAGCUGACUGUGUCUUGCAACUCGACCGACGCCACGAACUAAAACGUCGAGGGAUGCUUGUUCAAGAUCCUGCCCAAGUUGUCGUACGACGCGCACAAGACCCUCAGUCAUGCAACCGCCAUUGCUGGUACCGAAAAGCAUGCGCUGCUUGCCCAGCAGGCAAAAGUCGAAGCGGAGUCUAACGAUAACGUCGUCACCCGCAUCCCGGCCGGCGCCGGCCAACCCAUCCUGUUUGGUCAACCGAUGCAGCUCCAACACGUCGUGUCAGGCAAGUUUCUGACCUCGCAUUCGAAAGCACUCGCCCGCAUGGACAAGUCGUGCAUGAAGGUGUCGCUCCAAGCCGACGGGUCCUCCAAGAGCUGGUUCUCGUUCGUCCCGCGCUUUCGACACCGCGCCAUCGGUCAACAAGUUCCCUUCAACGAGACGGUGUGCCUCGCCCGGUCCAAAAACCAUUCCUUGUGUGUGCACUUGAGUCAUGGCCAGCGAGAAAUCAACAUCCACCAUAAAGCUUCAGAUGUGCAAGUCGUGUCGUAUGCUAGACAAUUGUCUCGGCGCAUGGGGCUGCAGGUUGGCAAAAUCUACCGGCUAUUCCACGUUGAAGGCAAGGCAUUCGUGACGCUGUCGGCAUCACCGUCGAUCGCACAGUCCAACGACCCGAAACCUCCCUACUUUCGCCACAUCUUGCCCGACACGGCAUACUCGGACAACUCCAACAUGACCGUCAAGUCGAUGUUUGUGUUGGAGCGGCAAGACAAUUCCAUGGAAGGCGGCGCCUUGGUCGACGUGACCGUCCCCGUUCGCUUCCGCCACGUCAUCACGGGGCGGUACUUGGCGGUGGCGUCCGAGGAUCAUGAGAUUCGUGACGCGGAUGGCAAAAGCUUCUCGAUCCGAGCGGUGUCGAGCGCGUCGCAGGCCGACGCGGCGGCCUUUCAUCUGACUCCGUCCGGCGGCGACAACAGAGUAGUAUAUCGCAUCGAGAUGCGCACUGUCGACCAGCGCACGUACCGGCUACACGACCCCAACCUCCCAAAAAGCAACCGGAGCGGGAAACCGACGGCCAGCACACGCAUCGUCGCAACCACCGCUCUGAGCGACCACGAUGUUUUUCAUCUCGUCGAGGUGUCUGACGACGACGUGUACGACACAAACUUGCUGCUGAGCGUGACGGCACACCUUCGCACGCACUACAACCUCCAGGACGCCCUCGACCGCAACGUCCGGCUCAGCUUCGAGUCGAUGAAAGUGCCGUUGACGGCGCUGAAUCUGCUCUUGGCGUUCUUUGGCUCGAGCGAAGGCACGUUGGUUCGUGCCCACAGCGUUCACGCGCACCGACAACACAAAGCGAGACAAGUCAAGUUGAUUGACACGCUGUUUGACAUGCUGCGUGUUGUCCCGGCGAACCACUUGGACAUGGCCAAGCUGGCAGCCCACCCGCAGCACCGCGUGAUCCAUCGCAUCCACAAGCUCAUCAACCUUGUCCUCGUCGGCCUGCUACAUGACAACGUGGCCAACAAGCACUACAUUACAACCAGAUCGGACCGGUCCGUCGCCAACUCGUCGACAACAUACUUGGACGAAAUUAUGCAUGCGAUCGGGACCGAGACGGGGGCGAAGCGAGUGUACUGCAGCGCGUUUCAUAACCACCCCGAGCUGCUUGAGAACCGGGUUGACGCCCGACUUGUCGGCGCAGCGUUCCAGCGCUUGGGCGAUAAGGGCGUGCGGGCCAUGGGCAUGCUUGAGUUCUUGGCAACAACGUGCUCGUGCAAUGGUCAUCCUCUCGCGACGAACCAAGAGUUGAUCGCACUAGCGCUGUACAGCGUCAACCCUGAAUUUCCCCGGGCACGGCACCACUUUGUCAUCGAAGUGGCGCCGUGCUCUGCUCCAGAUCGUCGCAUCACCAACACCGUGAAAUCCAUGGCACUGACGAUCCCGCACUGCAUGGCAACGAAAGGAAUUCAGUGGCGGCCCCCCGGCCACGAAAUGAUGGACCUGGGGCCGGAGAAUGUCGUGAUCUCGUGGACGUGUAGCCGUUCAUGGCAGCCAGGAUCGACGGGGCUGUACUACACACCGGAAGCGCUAGGAUUGCCGUGUGUUGACACUGCAGUCGUUCCGGACGACUUCGCACACUAUCGGCAAUCCUUAUCACCGCAGGAGCUUGCCGACACGGACGUGGCCCCCGAUACUGCGCUGCCAUCGAUCUUCGACGUGUUUGCACUGAAAGCCUUGACAGAAUCGACGGCGCCUCACGGUUCGGCUGAGCCCACCAAGGCUCGUACACUGGAUGUUGCAAAACCACCGGUGGCGCUUGCUGCUGCCGGUGAAGCUCCGCGUUCGCGGCCCGCCGGCGUGAUGGAGCCAAGUGGGGGUGUCGACGACGGUGCAGGGGCGGCCAAGUCGUCGAGGACAGCCCCUUCGAACGAAGGAGGCCCCAAAUGGGUCUUGCUGGAGCAUGUUACGUGGACACUGGAACCUGAAACCAUGUACGCGCGCGUGUUCAACGACGGCAAGGCCGUGGUGUGGCAGGACUUGGAAGCUACCUUGGCUCGGUCCACUCGUGAACACUUUGGUCGUCUGCAUGACCUGGCGCAGUACUUUCGACUGCAGCUCCACCUGCUCGUGGAGCUUGUUCGCGACGGGGCGGCGUCUGCGAUUCAGGUGGUCAAGCGUCAAUUCCGGUACUCGAUGCUGCUGGCGGCUAUCUCGAAUGACCGACUUCCCCACUGCAUUCGCACCGAGUUUGCUCUUCUCGUCCUCCACUGCUACGUCGAUGUGUUUCCGCACGAACCGGUAGCGACGACGAGUCGCGUCUUCGUCUACGAAGACAUUCCAAAGAUCGUGCGUCGCAAGGCAACCGCGAUGACAUGCACGUCGUUCGGCCUUGACGCCGGCCACCCCGCCGUCGCGAUCGGGCUUGCCAACCACGAUGAUUUCCUCUCGUAUCCCCACCCCAACAAGUUUGCCGUGCUGCAAGCCGUGCUCUUUUCGAUCGUCGCGACGUUUUCCGCGACCCCCGUGCGGAACUUGACCGUUGCGUCCACGGCGUUUCUCCGUGCAGUGCUGCGCAUUCUCCACGACCUUCUUCGCUUUGGCUUUUACGCCGAUGUCGGCGACCAGACGCGGCUCGUUGGGCUGCUCUUGUGCCUCCUGGACGGCCGCAACACCGGCGCCGUCCACGAUGACAACCGGUAUCGCCGCAAUCCGCUCAACAACGCCAUGACAGCGACCAAGUCGCAGAUUUGCCACAUCUUGUCCACACUGCACGAGAUGUGGCGCGACGUCGACGUGGCGCGGGUCAUGGCGUUUUUUCGGCACGUGUAUCUGCAUCCGACGUCGAGGUGGGCGGCGGCGCUCCACAAGAAGCGGCACGGCGUCGUGCGAACCGCGAACGUCGUCCAAGUCCUCGCCGACUCGUCGGUCGACCUGUUGACCGUGUCCAAAGGAACGCUGGACUUUAUCUGCGUCGACUUGAUCAUGUACGACGAUAAGGUGCUUGUCCACGACGCCAUGCACCUCAUGAUUCAAGCCAACACGCGCCGCGAACAAGUCCUGAAAGCCGUCAUGGAUUGCCUUCUCGUGUUCAGCACGCCGCCGCGCGCGAUCGUUGGCGGUCUCAAGGCGUCGCCCAGCUAUCACGUGUUCAAAGAGGUCACAGUCAUGCUGCCGACGCUCAAAUACAACGUCAGUCUGGCGCAGAGCCCCGCCAUGGCGCACGAUUUGGGCGCUGUCCUCACAGCGCUGCAAGCGAUGCUGGUCAAGUUGGCCGACUGCUGUGUGGACUCUGUCUCGGGGGGGAUGUCGGUGCCUGUGGGGGGACGGCGCCGGUCGAGUUUCUGGGGCAUGGUCGCCCCCGUCUCGGCCACGCAGCACAAGUUUCCCAACCUCGACAAGCAACGCGUUGUCCUGCACCUUCACGUGCACACGCAUGUGAUACCGUUGCUCCAACUGCCUGCGCACGCACCCAACGUCGCCGAGAAAUUGGUGGCGGUCAAGGCUGCAGUGUGCGAGUUCCUCACUCGCCUCGUGCAGAACCAUCCUGCUGGUCAACACGACAUCUUCGAGCACUUGCCAGCGCUAUGGCCCCGGUUUGAUGACAUUUGUGGCAUGGGCGACGUCGUCAUUGCCGUGCUCAUGAACAACGCGGCGCUGUGCAAGAACCUGCCCGAGCAGGCCGUUUGGAACAUUGUCAAGAUCUUGGACAGCCACUGCCGCCGCCUGCAUCCGUGUGAAUCCGCGGCCAGCGGGUGUGGUUCCUUGUCUGGCUGCCCCUCCACGGAAGCGGCAUCCUUCCAAGUGAUCUGCCAGAUAUUCGACUUUUUGAUGGUGUACAUUGCACCGAACGAGAUGCCGUCGGUGGCCAACCAACGGCUAUGGCUGGACAUUUUUACGCAUGCGCAAUUCACGCACACGAUUCCGCCGUUUGCAGCGGGAAUCGAUGCCAACAUGGACGUGCUGUCGGACGCGAUUGUCGAGUCGCCAGGGUAUUGCGCGCUUGUCGAAGCAGUGCACGCGCCACCAGACAAGCAACACCGCCUCCACUACUUCCAAAAGGUGCUCGUCUUGAUGGGCCUUGCGUGCCGCGGCCGAAACGUGCCAUGCGAGGUCAAGUGUCAGCAAACAUUUCCGCUCAACUUGAUCUUGACCGUCCUCCUCGACGCCAAAAUGCCCAUGGGCCUCAAGUACGUUGCAACUCGGUACUUGACGCUAGUGUUCCUCCACGCGGACGGGUAUGCCGAGCUCACGUCGCUCCAGUCGCCGAUGUGGCGCCUCCUCAUGCAAAGCUCCAACACCAUCUCGGACUUUGCCGCGAGCGAAAACAGUCGCUUCCUCUUCCGACCCGACGACGCGCGAUUCCAAGAUUUGUACUCUGAGUACGUUUACUAUGGCCUCGUCGACGUCGUAACGUGCUUCUUUGCGCGCGUGUUUCGCCCGGCUGCCCACCACAUCCACGUGGAUGGACACAUUACAUCGAUCCGAACGGCGCUCGCCACAGCCUUGGUGGCAUUGUCCGAGCGAUCGGCGACCGACCCGGCGCUCGCCAAGAUGUGCCACAACUGCCGCGUCGCGGUUGGGCUGUCCGAUGCGACGGGCAGCUCUGCCAAGCCUGCACCAUUCGUCGCUCCCCGAGGAAACGUCGGUCGGCGAGACGGCGGCGGCAACCUCCACGUCCAAGCGAGUCAGUUCGACCAGUUCAAGCUUGAACUGGCCGUCGACGACGCGAUCCAAGCUGCGGUCGCGCAUGAAUUCGACGCCAUCAUCCACCGAUGGGCAGCGAUUGAUGUUGAGCGGCACAGCCACAGCGCCAACGUGACGCAGCGCCUCUUUUGCACGAAAAUCAUCGAGUUCAUCGAAGCCAACCCGACGUCAGGGUGCGUCGUCGAUGCACUCAAGAUCCUGCACGAACUCUGCGCCAAGCACCACAUCUCGGACGACGCGAAGAAAACGAUGGAGGAAGUUGAGAUCGAGGAAGCCAUGGACAAACACACGACGAUGCAAACGUUCCUUGCCAGUUGCGGCGCCGCGCGAAUGGUGGUGCAUUUGAUCGCAACAAGCAGUCACGCCGACGUCGUCCUGUAUGCGAUUCGUCUCGGGUCGGAGCUCCUCGUGGGCGGCAACGCGAACGUCCAGGCGCUGGUGAUCGAGAGCCUCGUCGCCCGUCGAGACAACAAAUUUUUCACUCAAGUUGACACGCUUCUGCGCCGGGAAAUCGACCGCGUCAAGGAAGCCCGACGUUUGACCAAGUUCAUGGGGGAAGUCCGGCCAGAGUUUCGGCGGCGAGGCUCUGAUUUGACUGGGGUGCCGUUGUCCACUCGCCAGCCAAUCCGACUGGUGAGCAAGGAACUAGCCGGCGGGGGAGGCAGCGACGACGGUGUGUCGGCUGACCUCGUGAUCCAAUUCCUCACGGAAUGCGCCAAAGGUCACUUUCGACCGAUGCAGACGGUCAUGCUGCACCAAGGGUCGCUGGGUGGCCCGGUGUCGACGACGGUGCACGUAAACGUGUUGGCGUCAGUCGUGGCGUUCAUGUCGAUCUUGGUCAAGGACGAGCUCACGUUGACGAGUUUGGGUGUGGAAGAUGGCGCGUCGCUGGUGCAGUGCUGGGCGUUUUUGGGUGUGUACAUGCAAGGUCCGUGCCGCAUGAACCAGGAGUACUUGCUUCAGUCGUCGUCCAUGGUCGAACUGUUUCGGAAAUCCCUCAAGGUGCACGUGAGUGUGCCGCAGACGGCGCAACGUACCACCCUCACCGACGACGGUGCCAACCUCGUCAUCGAGAAAUCCCUCAAGGCGCACGCGGCCAAGGCCAUGGUGAGUGCGCUGGAAGGGCGCAUGGCGUCGUUUGCAACGUCACCGGCCAUCGCGAGGCUCCGCAGCGGCCUUGAACUUGGUGGAAUCAAGCGGCGGCUCGUGGAAAUCCACGAGCAAUUCCUCACCGAGAAAGAUCGACAUGUGGACGACUUGACAUGGGACGAACGAUUCCUCGAAGAAGGCGUGCACUUGUUCACGCUGGCCAAAGUCGUCUUUGGCGCUGCGUUUGCGUCGAUCGCCGUCCCACCCGUCGUGAAGCGGGCCAAGUACGUGUCGGAGGACGCAUUUGACGACGCCAAAGUCGCGUGGCAGCGCGUGAUGCGGGAUUACACAGCCCACACCUUCUUUGCGGCCAUGCACCACUCGGUCGAGAUCUGGUGGGGAGCCACGGUCGGGCUCGAAACAGUCUACUUUGCCCUGCCAUCGCAUUGCCGCAUGCUGUCGUGCCUCGGGCCAAAGAAAGACCGGCUCCUCAAUGAACUCAACUACAAGUCGAGCGACCGACUCAAGCAGUUUGUCAAGGCCACGGCAGCGUUCGACCAGGAAAUGCAGCACAUGGAGGUCCUGAGCACGUUCAUGCUGUACAAUCUCGUGCGCCCGUACAUCCCGCAUUUCAAAACCGCGAGCUUCUUCUUGGCCAUGAGUAUGAACAUCAUCAUGCUCGUGGCGGUGGCACGCGAUGGCACCCGCUCGGCCUACAACAUGGAGUCCGUGCCCCUCCUCAACGCACAGCAGUUUAUGGGGUCGCUCCAAGUGUUCUUUUCGUUUUGCGUGCUCAUGUUCAUCUUGGUGAUAUCCGUCCCGCUCGUGUUUCGAAGCCGGUGGAACGUCCGAACCAAGCAAGCCAUGCUCGAGUACAAAGAGCAUCGCGCGCGGCGCUCGCUCGACACUCUCCUGGACCUCGACGACAUCAAGAUGCAAGUCGAAGCACGCGUGGAGCAGUCCCGCGUAUGGUGGGCCCACCUGCACGCGUCGUACGGGACGUUUGGCAAGCUCAUUUGCCUUGUCCUCCUGCUCCAAUUUACGCUCAUGCAAGCCGCGCCAGAUCUCCCGUGGUGGCUUCCUGUGGUGCUCCUCAUGCUUCCAUUCAUUCAAAGCACACGCGUGUACGUGGACAAGAGCAGCGGGUACGGCGCAUUCGUCUUUACGGCCCUGUACGACCUCGUCCUCGACAAGUACUCGGCAUUCUACUUCGUCUACUUUGCCAUCUCAGUCGGUGGGUUGUACCUGCACCCCGUCGUCUACGUGCUGCACCUCUUCGACGUUGUCAUGAUGAGCCCGACGCUGCAAAACGUCGUGGCAUCCGUGACCAAGCCGGGCCGCGUCCUCCUGCUCACGACGUUGCUGGGCAUGUGUGGCAUCUACUUUUUUGCCAUGCUUCUCUUCUUUCUCCUCCCGGCGGACGCUUUGGACGAUGAACACCACGCGCCGUACUGCCAGACGCUCAUCGACUGUUUUUCGCUGUGUGUCCACCGCGGCGUCCCGCACAUUGGCGGCGUCGGGUACAUCCUGUCCGAUGGAUUCCACAACCCGCCCAAGUUCCACGACCGCGCGCACUACUGGAGCCGCUUCGUGUACGACGUCGCGUUCUUUGCGUUUGCAGUGAUCAUGCUCAACAUGAUCUUUGGGAUCACGGUCGACACGUUCAGCGAUCUCCGCACGGACAGCGCGGAGCGGGCCGAACUCCGCAUGAACCAGUGCUUUGUGUGUGGCCAAGCGCGCGCGGUGUUUGACCAGCACUACAUUCAACGAGGGCUGCCCAAUGGAUUCAACAAGCACAUUGACGAAGAGCACAACAUGUGGCACUACUUGUAUUUCCUCGUCCACCUCAACUCGAAACAAGUCAUUGAAUGCAGCGGACCCGAAGCCUACGUGAAGACGUUGUUGUUGAAGGAGGACCUGUCGUGGUUCCCACAAGGAAAAGCAGCAUGUUUAGAUGCGACGAACACGCGGCAGUCCGUCAAGGACGACCUGGCGCAGAUCAAGGCUCAGGUGCAAACGCUUGGCCAGCAGUCGGAAGUCAUAUCCAGUCUGUUCCACGGGAAGCGCGACAGGAAGGCCAUCGCGACGCGGGCGGUGUGACCUCGAACGCCCAGUUCUCCCGACGACUUCUCGACGAAAAACGAGAUACAUUGAUAGAUUGAUAAAUAUGUAUUUUAAUAUAUUCUUCCUGAUAGCAA
Molecule: messenger RNA, 8607 nt
Organism: Aphanomyces invadans
Lineage: Eukaryota; Oomycota; Saprolegniomycetes; Saprolegniales; Verrucalvaceae
Exons: 24
Coding region: 371-8509 (2712 amino acids)
Biological process (GO): calcium ion transmembrane transport
Cellular component (GO): endoplasmic reticulum; membrane
Molecular function (GO): inositol 1,4,5-trisphosphate-gated calcium channel activity; inositol 1,4,5 trisphosphate binding
Source: RefSeq, a predicted model, not a curated record